This is a messenger RNA of Ooceraea biroi (clonal raider ant), 1158 nucleotides long. Its product is annotated as protein BCCIP homolog. Gene Ontology annotation, cellular component: nucleus. NCBI's taxonomy places the organism in Eukaryota, Metazoa, Arthropoda, Insecta, Hymenoptera, Formicidae. The record is from RefSeq and is a predicted model, not a curated record.
ACCUGUAUGUAAGACCGUGCACGAGGCCAACGAGUGGCGCCAUACGAAAAUUGUUCGCUCAACAUAACCUCCAUGUAAUUUCCGAAAUCGUUCCUUCAUUGACGAGACGGCACAUGAUUAUUUGAGCAUAUCCACCAGAAAAUCAUUUGUACGUGAUGGCUGCUCCGACGAAGAAGCGUGCGGUUGACUCUGACGAAAAUCACGUAUCACUCAAUGACGAUGACAUACAGGACAUGCUUCAAGUAGACUUUGAAGGCUUUAAUCCAAGCAACUCGGAUUAUCAUGGCAUUAAGAUUCUACUCCAGCAACUCUUCCUUAAGACACACAUCGACUUAGGCGAACUCACAAAUAUAAUAAUAUCUCAGGAUUAUAUAGGCUCUGUGAUUAAGCAGGCUGUGGAUAUAGAUAUGGAUGAAAGUAAUGACGACGACGACACUGUCAAUCAAGUAUUCGGUAUCACAACUGUUAUUGACAUCACCAAACAGAACGUUCCGUGUAUAGAGCAACUUAGAAAUCUAUUGAAGCAACUAGCAACCAAACACGCCGAAGAUUCCACUUGUAGGAUGAUAGAAAAUGUACUGGAGAACGAAGAGUUGGGUCUGAUCAUCAAUGAGAGAUUCGUUAACAUUCCAGCCAAGAUCUCAGUGCCAGUCAUAGGGAAUUUAAUUACCGAAAUAAAACGUGCCCAGAACAAAAAAAUGCCAUUUAACUUUUCGCACUACUUGCUUAUCUGUAAACUGCAUAAGCCACUGGAUAAAGAGUACAGGAUCACGGAAAGUAAGAGUGAAAAUACCGACGAGGAUUCUGUACUGUGGAGUAAUGUGGAAGAAGAAACCUUCGCGGAAGAAGCUAUUGCCAAGUUCCAAUUCUGUAUCUCUAAAGAAUCCGACACUGCUUUAUUUGGAAAAUGGGCUGAAACGGACUGCGAAAUGAUUCCCUACAGACAAGUGCUUCUUUUGGAAGCCUCGAAAUUGCAAACCGUGUUCGACACAAUAAAGGAGAAGUUUUCUUAAUUUCGUAAUUGGCAGAUUAACGUAAUUCCAUAAUAUCGAUAAAGCAUUAAUUUUCCUACGAGACUACUUUUUAAGAUACACAUUGUUACGAACGUUGCAAUAUGAAAGUGUGAAUUAAUUUAUAAUAAAGAUAAUUUCUUUUAAU